CUACAAGCCAUGGCGCAGCUCUUCCACAAGGACCCGCGCAAUGCGGGCCUGUUCAUCGGAGGCGAACGCAUGUCGGGCUCCGAGAUUCGCGACCAGAACGUGCUGGCGGCGCAGUCGAUUGCCAACAUUGUCAAGUCGAGCCUGGGACCCGUCGGUCUGGACAAGAUGCUUGUCGAUGACAUUGGCGACGUGACGAUUUCCAAUGACGGCGCGACGAUUCUGCAGCUGCUGGAGGUCGAUCAACCCGCAGGUAGGAUCCUCGUUGAGCUGGCGCAACAGCAAGACAAGGAAGUCGGCGACGGCACCACAUCGGUUGUCAUCAUUGCCGCUGAACUGCUCCGGCGCGCCAACGAUCUCGUCCGAAACAAAAUUCACCCCACGACAAUCAUCACGGGCUACCGGCUGGCAUGCCGCGAGGCGUGCAAGUACAUGCAGGACCAGCUCAGCACCAAGGUCGACACCCUGGGCAAGGAGAGCCUGAUCAAUGUGGCCAAGACGAGCAUGGCGAGCAAGGUGAUUGGCAGCGACGACGACUUUUUCGCACAGCUCGCCGUCGAUGCGAUGCUGGCCGUCAAGACGAUCAACCCGAGGGGCGAGAUCAAGUACCCCGUCAAGGCCGUCAACGUGCUCAAGGCCCAUGGAAAGUCGGCGCGCGAGAGCCUCUUCAUCAAUGGCUAUGCGCUCAACUGCACCGUGGCGUCGCAGGCAAUGAAGACGCGGAUCCGCAACGCAAAGAUUGCGUGCCUGGACAUCAACCUGCACAAGCAGCGCAUGCACAUGGGCGUCCACAUUACCAUCGACGACCCAGACCAGCUGGAGAAGAUUCGGGCGAGGGAGAGCGAGAUGGUGCUGGAGCGCGUGCGAAAGAUUCUCGCCGCGGGCGCAAAUGUCAUUCUGACAACGAAGGGCAUCGACGACCUCUGCCUCAAGGAGUUUGUCGAGGCGGGCGCCAUGGGUGUUCGGCGGUGCCGCAAGGAGGACCUGAGGAGGAUCGCAAAGGCCACGGGCGGCCAGCUCAUCUCGAGCUUGGCCAACCUCGAGGGCGAGGAGACGUUUGAGGCCAGCAGCCUGGGCCACGCUGACGAGGUCGCCCAGGAGCGCAUCUCGGACGAUGAGCUGAUUCUGAUCCGGGGCACAAAGACGGUCAGCUCCUCGUCGAUUGUGCUCCGAGGCGCCAACGACUACAUGCUCGACGAGAUGGAGCGGUCGCUGCACGACUCGCUGAGCGUCAUCAAGCGCACCCUCGAGAGCGGCAGUGUCGUGCCCGGCGGCGGCGCAGUCGAGUCGGCCCUGAGCAUCUACCUCGAAAACUUUGCCACGACGCUCGGCUCGCGCGAGCAGCUGGCCAUUGCCGAGUUUGCCCAGGCGCUCCUCGUGAUUCCCAAGACGCUGGCCGUCAAUGCGGCAAAGGACAGCACCGACCUCGUGGCCAAGCUGCGGGCGUACCACAACGCAGCCCAGAGCGCGAGCGCAAACGACCCGAAAAAGAAUCUGCGAUUCUACGGCCUGGACCUCCUCAACGGCCAGGUUCGCGACAACCUCCGUGCGGGCGUGCUGGAGCCGACGGUGAGCAAGGUCAGGAGCCUCAAGAGCAGCCUCGAGGCGGCCACGAGCCUGCUCAGAAUCGACGAUGCCGUGCGGGUGGAGCCGCCGCCGCAGGAGGAGGACCCGCAUGCGCACAUGUAGACUUGCCACAAUCAAAGAGGGGUAGAGAGAAUCAUCAUCAUGCAAAAAAAAGGAAAGGAACAUAUAUCCUCAUGCAAGAACUGUGAUUGCAGUUGUGACUUAUGGGUAUCAUUGCCCUUGACAGUGGAUUUGGGAU
Molecule: messenger RNA, 1822 nt
Organism: Acaromyces ingoldii
Lineage: Eukaryota; Fungi; Basidiomycota; Exobasidiomycetes; Exobasidiales; Cryptobasidiaceae
Product: putative TCP1-component of chaperonin-containing T-complex
Exons: 1
Coding region: 10-1686 (558 amino acids)
Biological process (GO): protein folding
Cellular component (GO): chaperonin-containing T-complex
Molecular function (GO): ATP hydrolysis activity; ATP binding; ATP-dependent protein folding chaperone
Source: RefSeq, a predicted model, not a curated record